Messenger RNA from Nicotiana tabacum (common tobacco), 1437 nucleotides. Its product is annotated as RING-H2 finger protein ATL74-like. Lineage: Eukaryota; Viridiplantae; Streptophyta; Magnoliopsida; Solanales; Solanaceae. Gene Ontology annotation, molecular function: transferase activity. The record is from RefSeq and is a predicted model, not a curated record. Gene Ontology annotation, biological process: protein ubiquitination.
UGCAAUUACUCACUAAAACCCCAAAAUCCAAAAUCCCAAGUAAAUCUAAACAAUUCCCAUACCUCUUCUCCUUACUUCUAGAGUUUAUAAAGCAAUUCUUCACUUUGAAAAGACAGGAAACAGUUAAAAAAGAAAGAUUUGUCUCUCUUGAACUUUAGUGUAGAUUACUACUCCCUUGGAACAUGUCUAAUUAUACUGUCUUGUCUCAGUUAAUUAAAGACGGACGUAAUUGCUUUCCAAAAAGAACUGAUUGGAAUUCUUGGUUUUUAGAGGUAACAACCAAAUAUCACACUUGAGUCUCUAUUUAUCUCUUCCCUUUCAUUACCACCCCCAAAAGUAGACCAAAGGCAAAACAAAGAGCCCCCACCACUUGUUCUUUAUAGUAUUGUACCCUCCAUCUUCCCUAUCAUAAAGUCUCAGAAUUCACAAUUACCGCUUCCAAGAAUUUGAUGAAGAAGGCUGCAGGGAAGAGAAAAUAUUCUUAUCAUUCAAUUUACACUUGAAUUGGCUUAGUCCAGUGCAAAUUUCUAGUAGUUAUUUUGCAUAACUAGCCCCAUCAUAGUAUAUCCAAAAUUUCUGCCAAGAAUUGGGUUAUAUUCUGCAAUUUCCUGCUACAAAUCAAAUCCAAGAUUAGGAAUUCGAAGGCCAAGUUUGUAAAUUAUGGAGGUUUAUCAUCGUCCAUACCGGCUACUACUCGAUCCCCGUCCUGUUGUCCCACCUAGCACUACUAUAACCAAACCACACCAUGGUUACUCCAACGAAGCAAAUUUCGACACUAAUAUGGUGAUCAUUUUAGCAGCUUUGCUUUGUGCAUUAAUAUGUGCUCUUGGUUUAAAUUCAAUUGUGAAAUUAGCUUUGCGUUGUAGCCGGAGAUUUGCUUUCGAGUCGGAAAAUGCAACAGUUGCGCGCUUAGCUGCGACAGGGCUGAAAAAGAGCACACUUAGGCAACUUCCAGUGACAGUUUAUGGAUCAGGAGUUAAUAUUCCGGCUACUGAUUGUCCAAUUUGUCUUGGCGAAUUUAUGGAUGGCGAGAAAGUAAGAGUUUUGCCGAGAUGUCACCACGGUUUUCAUGUUAAGUGUAUAGAUAUUUGGUUGGCUUUACAUUCUUCUUGUCCGACUUGCCGACAAUCGUUACUGGAACAGAACACAAGUACAACGACAUCCUCUGAUGCAGGCGAUGUUGAAACUGGAUUGAGACAACAACAUGGAACUGCUGCGGAGGUUGGUUAGUUUGCAGUACUUUUUUGUUUUAAAAGGGAAAAUAUAGAAAGGUAGGGAGUUUCCCUAAUUAGUAGUAAAAGGUUGAGUCUGUUUUCUAUUUUUGUGAAGGUCAAUUGUGUUCGUUUAUCUAUGAAUUAUUAAGUCUAGCAUCAAAGUAUGUAUUUGCAAUACAUUUGAUUAAUUCUUAUCUUUGAUGUUGUCGAAUUCCUAAGGAAA